This is a messenger RNA of Culex quinquefasciatus (southern house mosquito), 716 nucleotides long. Its product is annotated as ubiquitin carboxyl-terminal hydrolase-like. Gene Ontology annotation, biological process: protein deubiquitination; ubiquitin-dependent protein catabolic process. NCBI's taxonomy places the organism in Eukaryota, Metazoa, Arthropoda, Insecta, Diptera, Culicidae. Gene Ontology annotation, cellular component: cytoplasm. The transcript has a single exon. Gene Ontology annotation, molecular function: cysteine-type deubiquitinase activity. Bases 15 to 716 code for a protein of 233 amino acids. The record is from RefSeq and is a predicted model, not a curated record.
CUGUUAAUUUUACAAUGACCACCUGGUUGCCACUGGAAUCGAACCCAGACGUUCUCAACAAAUACCUGGAAAAGCUGGGCGUUUCGCCGCUGUGGAACAUCGUGGACAUUUACAGCAUGGACGAUGACGCGCUGGCCUUUGUCCCGAGCCCGCUGAAGUCGCUGAUUUUCCUGUUUCCCUGUUCCGAUGUGUACGAAGAGUUCCGCGCCAAGGAGGACGCCGAGCUGAAGGCAAAGAACAUCGAACACCCGAAGGACCUGUUCUAUCUGAGGCAGUACGUGCACAAUGCUUGCGGAACCAUCGCCCUGGUCCACGCCGUUCUCAACAAUCCGGACAUCGAACUGACCGAGGGUUCCGUCAUGAAGAAGUAUCUGGAUGGCGCCCGCGAUCUCAGCCCGGAGGAGCGUGGCAAGCUGCUGGAGAAUGACGCCGGGUUCACCGAGACGCACGAAUCGGUGGCCAACGAGGGUCAAACGGCCGCGCCGGACAUUAACGAGAAGGUGUACCACCACUUUGUGGCCUUUGUUCACCACGGCGGAAAGCUGUACGAGCUGGACGGGCGCAAGAUGAACCGAAUGAUGAAUGAUGAAGAUGACCGGAGCAGAGCUCCCACGACACUUGAACGUACAACUUGCGAGAUCAAUGUUCAAUGGGAAGGUCGUCAAAGUGCGAAAGAUCGGUGGCAGUCAAACACAAUUUCCGUAGGCGAUGGAUAA